GGAAAAGGCCGAAGCCGCACAAACGAGCUUCGGUUGUUGGUGAAGAGACAGAUAGACAUAGUUUUGUGGCCAGCGAUUAGCUAAAUAAAAUGGCUACUUUUACAAAUUUGGCGUUUUUAGCAAUCUUACUUAGUAGCAGUAAUGCUGGCAUCCUACACGGAGGCCAUAGCGGACUCGCGGUGCCGCCGCCACCUCCUCAUAUCAGCGCCUCGAGCUUCUCCCCAAGCAGCUUUCCAUCGGGUUCUCUGCCCUCAGCUACGUUCUCUGGCAACGGCUUCCUCAGCGGUGGCUUAGCUGUCGAGUCUCAUGGUACCGGGUAUGAUGCAUCCGGUGACGCCGGCCCCAUUCUUGCCGCCGCGACCCUACCUGGUGCCGGAAUAAACGGACCAGUGGGAGCACCUUUGACUGCACCUUCUGGCGCCGGCUUAGGUACACAAUUGGGAUCUUUUGGCACAUCAUUCAGCGGACCUGGAGGACCUUUGGGUGGACCUCUGAACUUGGGCGGUGGCGCUCCACCUCCGGGACCCAAGGCUCCAGUAAUCAAUGAGAUUCACGGUCUUGCCAACAGCAACGGAGCACCCACCCAAUACCGAGUACGCGAUGAAACUUACCAGGUCGUGCGUGACGUCACACAUAGAGUACCCCAGCCCGUACCUGUGCCGGUUCCUCAGCAAGUUCAGAUUCCAGUUCCUCAACCUUACCCAGUCCAAGUACCUGUCGUCCGAAAUGUACCGGUUCCAGUUGUCAAGAUUCAACACGUCAACGUUGACAAGCCAGUGCCUUAUCCAGUCGAAAAGAUCGUCAAAGUUCCGGUAGAGAGAGUUGUUAAGGUUCCAGUGGACCAUCCCGUGCCGAUUGAGAAAAUCGUCGAAGUUCCCAUCGUCAAGGUAGUGGAAGUGCCGGUGCAUGUCGUUAAGACCUACCCCGUUCCUGUGGUGAAGACGGUCCAUCAUAAAGCGCACAUCAGCCACGGUCACGGCCACGGCCAUGGAUACGGCCACGGUCACGGCUGGUCUCAGUGGUAAUCUCAGCUUGCCUUCUGCGCGACCAGUGUACCUCAACAAUAACUGUAUACCUCCCUGCUAGUCUAACAUUUUGUACAUAUUUUCCAUCAUGAGCUCAUCGAGAGGCUGCAAUGUAGGGUGAUAACUAAGUCAUUAAGUUAGGUCAAAGAAUUGUGUAUACCUCUUUCUUUGUAAAUAGUAAUAUAGAUUAUUACUUUAAUAAAAUUUUUAUCCAA
Papilio machaon (common yellow swallowtail) is the source of this 1240-nucleotide messenger RNA. RefSeq names its product chorion protein S38 (gene CPG7). Bases 90 to 1025 code for a protein of 311 amino acids. Lineage: Eukaryota; Metazoa; Arthropoda; Insecta; Lepidoptera; Papilionidae. The transcript is spliced from 2 exons. The record is from RefSeq and is a predicted model, not a curated record.